Messenger RNA from Chlorella variabilis, 1308 nucleotides. RefSeq lists its product as hypothetical. Lineage: Eukaryota; Viridiplantae; Chlorophyta; Trebouxiophyceae; Chlorellales; Chlorellaceae. The coding region runs from base 1 to 1308 and encodes 435 amino acids. The record is from RefSeq and is a predicted model, not a curated record. The transcript is spliced from 7 exons.
AUGCGGCUGUGCGAGGUCCACUGUCGAUCCACAGCCGUGCCUAGGUCCCGCGUAGUGCUGGCCGCCCGGCAGGGCGAUCGGCCUGGCCGCGGCGGCGGCGGCGGCGGCGACGCGCCUCCACCGCGCUACUUCACUCCCCCCGAGCGCCUGCUCAGCACGGGGCCGGCACAGGAGCCGCGGCGCGACACCGUGUACACCCUGCGCGUGUCCACCGCCUUGUCGCGUGGCGCCUCCCUGACCGACCCUGCCGCCGGCGUGCUGGUGUGCCUGGUGGCGGGCGACGGGUCGGCGCUGCUGCGCCGCGUGCCGCGCAUCAACGACCCCGAGCUGACGGAGCAGGAGGUGCGCGACAUCUGCUCCUCCAUCGACGACCGAGAGGCAGGCGCCAACUGCGCCGUGGCGCUGCACGCCGCCGCCAGCCAGCGGCAGAGCGGUGUGGGGCCGCGCCUGCGCUUCCAGGAGGGGGCGGUGGACGAGGUGUCCUUCAGUGCGCCCGAGCUGGGCCCGCUGGCGGCGCUGAUUGUGGGGCCCGAGCAGGGCAGGUUUGUGUGCCGGGAGUCGCUGGGCGAGGGCGGGCAGGCGGCCGCCUACCUGCUGCCGGUGCCGGCUGACGCUGUGGUGUAUGGCAGCGGCGAUGCGGCUGUGGCCAUCACAAAGGCAAGCAUGCCCCUGGCAUCGCCGCCGGAUGAGCAGGCGGCGCAUCUGUACAGCCUCAACAUGCAGCAGUACAGCGAGCUGAAGGGCCAGCUGCUGGCGGCCACCGCGGUGCUGGUGGCGCUGGGCUCGGCGCUGGCAUACGCUGCAGGCGGGCGCGACCUGGCGCUGCCCUUUGCGCUGGGCGGGGCCAGCGGCAUGCUGUACCAAUACAUGCUGCAGGCAAGUGCGGGAGCAGUGGCCGCCACUGACAGCGUGGGCCAGGGCAGCAGCCCGUACGCCCAGGAUCAGGCGGAGUGGCCCGGCGCGGGCCUGUCGCUGCAAGGCAUGCUGGCCAACCCGGCCGUCCGCCUGGCGAUUGCAGCCGGCUUCCUCACAGGCAUGUUUGGCGCGCUCCACUUUGGCACGGGCAGCGGCACUGCACAGGGUUCCGCUGCUUCUGCCGCCAACAUGUUCCGGGUGCAGCAGAUUGUGGCAUCCCUGGUGGGCUUCCUGUGCUACAAGGCGGCGGUGGUGGGUGUGGCAAUCAUCCCGCCCCCGCUGGAUGAAGAGCUGCAGGGCAUUCUGCAGGCAGACGCCGGCAGCAGCAGCGGCGACGGCGGCCGCCGCAGCAGCAGCAGCAGUACCGGCGGCAGCAGCCCGCGCGGCUACUGA